AUGGUGUUGAUUUUGAAACUAGGCUUGCUUUGCUCACAUGCAAUACCAGCUACAGGGCCUAGCAUGAAGCAAGUGAUGCAGUUUUUGGAUGGUGAUGCUGAUCUGCAGGAAUUACCACAUGACAACGCUUCUUUUGGUGCAUCUACAAGUUGCGCCAAGAACUCCACCGGCGCGUUCUCGUGCCUCACAGGUGACUGCGGCUCGUCCACCGUAGAAUGCCCGGAUGGCAAUCCCGCAUCACCAGCCACAGCAGCUGCGUUCGAUCUAAAGGACCACGAAGACAACGUCGACUUCCUUGUUCAAGCCUUCCCCGGGCUGUCUUAUAACCUCCCUAUGACGGUUGUACCGCUGGGUGGAAUCGGAGGGAGCUGUAACGAGUCGGGUUGCUCCAUGGACUUUAGCAGCGCGUGUCCUACGGCUACGGAUGUGAGCGCGUCCUGUAAGAACGCCACGUGUGAGAUGAGAGAUUACAAGAAGUACUGUUGCAUGGCGGGCCCCAAGAUUGUGGCUCCGUGCACGCCCAGCUUGUACAUGGAUUUCCUUCACCAAAAGUGCCCAACGGCUGACAGUAUCGGCUACGAUGAAGGCACCGGGACGUAUACCUGUUCAUAUCUCCAUGACAUCGUCUCUUACUGCCAGAAACCAUGCACAACAACGCCGACGGAUUACGUCAUUACUUUUUGCCUUCCGGCAGCCAUCGAGUAA
Molecule: messenger RNA, 705 nt
Organism: Corylus avellana
Lineage: Eukaryota; Viridiplantae; Streptophyta; Magnoliopsida; Fagales; Betulaceae
Source: RefSeq, a predicted model, not a curated record